Messenger RNA from Dicrocoelium dendriticum, 1098 nucleotides. The record is from the annotation of a GenBank genome assembly. Lineage: Eukaryota; Metazoa; Platyhelminthes; Trematoda; Plagiorchiida; Dicrocoeliidae.
AUGCGAUACCAACUAUUAAUAUGCGGUAAGUUGGCACCUCCACGACUUUUGAAAGUAUCGUUUUGCACCCACCGUUUUUGUUGUGUUCUUUGGAAUUGCACUUACUCUCGCACUCUUUUUCCCUUAAUUAUUGUUUCCAACUUCUCUCAGGGUGUGCAAAAGCUUCCCAGACGCAGGUCAACGCGCACACCGAAAUCAAAGGCCGGUGCGGCAUGGUCGCCUGGAAAGUUUUGCAUAUGCACUUGGUCGGAAGAUGAAAAUUACUAUUUCGCCACUAUAUCAGAGGCGGAUGCGCAAAGUGACCGCUAUCUCGUUCGCUUCUGCCAUUAUGGAAAUACCGAAUGGAAAAGCUCGUAUGAACUUCAUGAGUUAGGCUCUGAUUUUGAGCCUUUAGUCGAAGACGAAUGUAACAAACUAGCCAUGGACAAACUACGAAGCACUAUCAACUCCCAUUCCAAACCUGUGAUGAAGACCACAGUAUUGAACGAAGUUGAAAAAACCACUGAUAAGUGCGCCACGGCAUUGACUUUGGGAUCUAAACUGCACGAAUCAUCCAAAGACCAAUUUGACAAACCCAGACACGCAAAAUUGCCUGAUGGACCUCUCAAUCCGUCGUUUUCUCACGAAUCUGGCCCUCAGUUUGCGCAGGAUAUACUGGCGGGUAUAGAGCAGCUGACAAAAUAUACCGCCCAACAAUCGCCAUUGUGGAAUAGUCCUUCCGGCUCAUCUGUUCGUAAACCGCACAUUUCAACUCCACCCGCCUCAGGUACCCACGCAAACGCGUUGAAACCCCCACCCAGCAGCAGUAGGAAUGGAACUGGAGGACAAACCCCUUGGCAAGCACUAUUGAUCAGUUGGUUUAUGUGCGGCUAUCACACCGGCUAUUUUGAGGCCUUGCAUUUCGGUGACGACAACAACAACAAGAACGCUUAGCAUUUCCCCUGUACUCACUGUGUACACUUGAAAAGUUCCACACUGAGUCCUCUCGCCUGCUGUAUCAUUUUUAUUUCUGACAUGCACCCAUCAUGUGAAACGGUUGUCUUUGGCUUCUCCUUUUUCUUGUAUACGGCUACACAAUACUAUCGUUCUACCUGGCUA